GCAAAUAAUAUCAAAUAACAUGUGAUUUCUGUCCCCAAAUGUACUUCCCUCCACAACAAAAUGAAUUCACCUUAGAAAAUCUUAAAGUUUCAUCCAUUUUUGGCCAAAAGCUCAUCAAUGGCAUCCUUGUUUCUCAAACUACUGCUUCUUAUCACCACAAUGCUGCUCGGUACUGUCAACUCUCAGCUCGAUCGAACCACCUACCAGCUCAUGACUGAGGACGAGCUCGAAUGGCCUUGGAUGAUGUCGGGUACCGAAGAAGGUAGCAAUGGCAUUGAUAGGAGAUCACUUUAUAGGAAACACAUUCGAUAUUACAUUUCGUAUGGUGCACUCUCGGCUAAUAGGAUUCCAUGCCCGCCUCGUUCGGGAAGGUCUUAUUACACACCCGAUUGUUUCAAAGCUAGAAAGGCUGUUAAUCCUUAUACCAGAGGCUGCUCUAGGAUCACUCGUUGCAGGAGGUAAAAAAGAAAACAUUGUUUCAUGUUCCAUUUGAUUUUUGUAUGGCUCUUUUGUCUCCCUCUUUUCACCCAUUGUUACAAUAUGUUUUUUUUAUACAAGUGAAAGGUUUACAAAUCCAACGAUGAAAUUCUAAAUUUUAUAUCAAUUAAUUUGAAAGCCACACAAAUUUACAUGCUUGAUUA
Molecule: messenger RNA, 641 nt
Organism: Gossypium raimondii (Peruvian cotton)
Lineage: Eukaryota; Viridiplantae; Streptophyta; Magnoliopsida; Malvales; Malvaceae
Product: protein RALF-like 34
Exons: 1
Coding region: 118-462 (114 amino acids)
Source: RefSeq, a predicted model, not a curated record